Hippocampus comes (tiger tail seahorse) is the source of this 2016-nucleotide messenger RNA. RefSeq names its product NK1 transcription factor related 2-like,a (gene nkx1-2a). The record is from RefSeq and is a predicted model, not a curated record. Gene Ontology annotation, biological process: cell differentiation; regulation of transcription by RNA polymerase II. Gene Ontology annotation, molecular function: DNA-binding transcription factor activity, RNA polymerase II-specific; RNA polymerase II cis-regulatory region sequence-specific DNA binding. The coding region runs from base 294 to 1085 and encodes 263 amino acids. Lineage: Eukaryota; Metazoa; Chordata; Actinopteri; Syngnathiformes; Syngnathidae. Gene Ontology annotation, cellular component: nucleus. The transcript is spliced from 2 exons.
UCGAGCAAUACCCGGGGCCCAUUAGGGGGUCGUGUGAAACACUAAUAGUGUUUGCGUGACGUGUGUGGUGCCGGUGGGGGUCAGACGCUUUAAAGGAUAGCCAACUCGCACCCCUCCUUCAGGACUUCACAGACGAGGGGAGAGCGCAGAUGAGCCGGUUCCAAGAAGCACCCAGACUAUGAGAGGACCUGCUGCGCGCGCGUAAUUACGCAUCACCCCCCUCCCCACCCCACGACAGUCUAUUUUUGGUUGUCGCAGUUUUUUAUUGUUGUUGUUGGUGUUUUUUUUAAAGCAUGCUGGAUUCUAAGCACCGUGGAGUGACCAUGACGUCCACUCACAAGAUCUCCUUCUCGAUCGUCGACAUCCUGGACCCGAACAAAUUCACCAGCAGGAAGGCGAGCGAAUGCGCCAAGUUUGGAGUGGCGGACAUAGAGAGCACUAGUUUGGAGACAGAGAGCGACGCGGAAGGAGGCGACACAGCUGAAGACGACCAGUCUGGACACUCCAAUCACCGCGCGGUUUUUGUCGACCCCCUCAUGGUCACCCAGACCGACGAGAGCAAGCAGUGCCUGCCCGAGGAGCCGGACCACACGGCAAAGGAGAUGACCGUCACCUUGCAGGACCCGCCUUCAACACACAACAAGAGGCGGCGACAAGACCAGAACGGCGCCAAGCCCCGGCGCGCCCGGACGGCCUUCACCUACGAACAGCUGGUGGCGCUGGAGAACAAGUUCCGUGCCACUCGGUAUCUGUCGGUGUGCGAGAGGCUCAAUCUAGCGCUGUCCUUGAGUCUGACAGAAACGCAGGUGAAGAUCUGGUUCCAGAACAGGCGCACCAAGUGGAAAAAGCAAAACCCUGGCGCGGACAGCACCUUGCCGCCCGCCCCCGCCCCGCUCAUCAGUCCCGGCCAGGCCACAUGCGGCUCGGGCCAGGCCGCCUUCCACCAGUCUUUCCCCAACCUCAGCUCUGGGAAUGUUAUCUUUCACACGACCACAGCUGCUCCGCUUUCAUCCGGCGGAGGGCUCCUGCAUCCCUUUAUAUCCAGUGGAUUUGUGCAGCCCUCCUAUUUCAAUCCACACCUAUGAGAGAAGGACUGGACUCCCGUUGUUUUUUUGUCAAUUGGGUAAAAGUGACUUUUAAAAUUCUUUAUACAAGGGUUGUUAUCAUUAAAGACUCCUAAUUGUUGAAUGUGUGAAUGUGAGAGUGAAUGAUUGUUUGUUUAUAUGUGCUAAGUGACCACCUUGGGGUGUACCCAGACUCUUGCCUGAAGUCAGGGGGGAAAAGCUCCAGCUUACCCUCAACCCGACUGAGGAUAUAUAAAAAAAAAAUACUGGUGGAUAGUUGAGACUCUGGACUGUCUGCCCCCACCAGCAAGUAUGAAAUUCAAAAGCAAGGUCAAUCUUUUAUCUGCCUAUUUCUCAAAAUGUGUGUGAGCGAGUCGUUGGUUAACCACUGGUUGCUUUGAACAUGCACCAUUCAUUUGCAGUCUCGAGGGGUGAACAUCUGCUUUGUAGGGAGUCACAGAGUCUCCAAAAACACCACCGAAAAAAUAAAUGAACAAAAUCACUAGAUUUGUUGAAUAUUGCUUUACGAAAAAGGGUCGCUACAGCAGGCGGAAAACUUGUGAAAUACGACGAGUGUCCUAUCUCCUUCAGGGUUGACAUGUCAACAAAAACUGCACUCUUUCAUUUGCAUGAGAUAAAACCACCCCGCCUCCAAAAGUUACGAUUUGAACCAUUGUAACAAAUGGGUAACACGUGUGAAAUACGUCUUUAUCUCUCGUGUAUUUUGACUGAAUCAUGUUAAGACACCCGGAAUUGCAUUCCAACUGUGGAAAAGAAAAUAUCGCCUUUAAGUUACAGCUAUUUGUGUCAUGUCCCACUCAUGUUGCACCAAUAUUGUUGAACCCCCCCACCCAAAAACAAUCAAAGUCUGUUAAAAAAAGACAAAAACCUGUCACUUUGUUUUUUGAAACACUGUUGUCAACAGAUCUUGUAACACAAACGGUGGCAUAUU